Molecule: messenger RNA, 502 nt
Organism: Pterocles gutturalis (yellow-throated sandgrouse)
Lineage: Eukaryota; Metazoa; Chordata; Aves; Pterocliformes; Pteroclidae
Gene: PI4KB
Product: phosphatidylinositol 4-kinase, catalytic, beta
Exons: 3
Biological process (GO): phosphatidylinositol-mediated signaling; phosphatidylinositol phosphate biosynthetic process
Cellular component (GO): membrane; cytoplasm
Molecular function (GO): 1-phosphatidylinositol 4-kinase activity
Source: RefSeq, a predicted model, not a curated record
GAGGAUCCGGGAAGGGUCCCCCUACGGCCACCUCCCCUCCUGGCGUCUCCUCUCCGUCAUCGUCAAGUGCGGGGACGACCUCCGGCAGGAGCUCCUCGCCUUCCAGGUCCUCAAGCAGCUGCAGUCCAUCUGGGAGCAGGAGCGCGUCCCGCUCUGGAUCAAGCCAUACAAAAUCCUCGUCAUCUCCGCCGACAGCGGCAUGAUUGAGCCGGUGGUGAACGCGGUGUCCAUCCACCAAAUCAAGAAGCAAUCGCUGCUUUCGCUGCUGGAUUAUUUCCUGCAGGAACACGGCAAUUACAACACCGAAUCCUUCCUGACGGCGCAGAGGAAUUUCGUGCAGAGCUGCGCCGGGUAUUGCCUCGUGUGCUACCUGCUGCAGGUCAAGGACAGGCACAACGGCAACAUCCUGCUGGAUGCGGACGGACACAUAAUCCACAUUGAUUUCGGGUUCAUCCUCUCCAGCUCCCCCAGGAAUCUUGGCUUUGAGACGUCCGCCUUCAAG